Agelaius phoeniceus (red-winged blackbird) is the source of this 3038-nucleotide messenger RNA. RefSeq names its product zDHHC palmitoyltransferase 14 (gene ZDHHC14). Gene Ontology annotation, cellular component: Golgi apparatus; endoplasmic reticulum. Gene Ontology annotation, biological process: protein targeting to membrane; peptidyl-L-cysteine S-palmitoylation. NCBI's taxonomy places the organism in Eukaryota, Metazoa, Chordata, Aves, Passeriformes, Icteridae. The record is from RefSeq and is a predicted model, not a curated record. Gene Ontology annotation, molecular function: protein-cysteine S-palmitoyltransferase activity.
UGGGAGCGGGGCUCCAGCGCGGACACCCGCUGCCCGGCUCGCUGCCCUGCGCUUCCAGCCCGGCCGGCGGGCGGCUACCUGCGGGGAGGUGGCGAUGGAGAAGAGUUAGUGCAGUCACCGCGCUCCAGUGGCCGGGGAGAGGGCCGGGCCGGGCCGGCUGGUGCGAGGGACCUGCUGCCCUGUCGCCGAGAAGCGGCUGAGUGACCGACCGGCCGAGAGCGGCGGAGGGUGCGCGCCUGUGUGGUCCCGUCCCCCGCCGGCUCCUCCCGCGGGCGGGCGGACGGGCGGGCGGCCGGCGCUGCGGUGGUUACCGCCUCCCCCUGAAAAUGAAGAGGUGGUGGCAGCUGCUGCUUCGGGGUCUGGCUGCCGGGGGGAAACCUGGAUAGAGGCUCGUAAAGAAGGGUGAAGAGAAAGUCGCAGCUUUCCGUUGUUUUUAAAAGGAUUGUCCUACGUGGCUGUUUUAUAACUGGUGGAGGAAGGAAGGAUCCCUCUCAAGCGUUUCUGAUAUGACAGCUUUGGUUUCUGAAGAGUUAAGUGGUGUUUGCAUGAUACACCUAUUGCUAGUCUGGUAGCGGACUUUUCAUCGUUUUAUUUGCUUUUUUUAUUAACUGGGGCUGGUGGAGAGGGCUCUCUUGGUCAGAAGAAUAUUUGCACAUAUAUAUUUGUAUAUAUUUUUGGUGGGGUUCUCCCCACAUUUUACUCUUUCUUGAUGACUCCUGGAGGUGGUAGUGGGCCCAUGAAAGACUGUGAAUACAGUCAGAUCAGCACACACAGCUCUUCGUCUCCCAUGGAGUCUCCCCAUAAGAAAAAGAAAUCAGUUCCCAAGAGAAAAUGGGAGGUUUUUCCUGGAAGAAACAAAUUCUUCUGCAAUGGGAGGAUCAUGAUGGCUCGACAGACUGGAGUCUUCUACCUGACUCUUGUUCUCAUCUUGGUCACCAGUGGACUCUUCUUUGCAUUUGAUUGCCCGUAUUUGUCAGAGAAGAUUACCCCUGCUAUUCCUGCAAUUGGUGGGAUCCUUUUCUUUUUCGUGAUGGGGACCCUGCUGCGCACUAGUUUCAGUGACCCUGGUGUCCUCCCCCGCGCAACACCAGAUGAGGCAGCAGAUCUAGAGAGACAAAUAGGUAACACCGAAGAUAUAGCAAAUGGCUGCAGUUCAGGAGGAUAUCGUCCCCCUCCCAGAACAAAAGAAGUGAUCAUCAAUGGACAGACAGUGAAACUAAAAUAUUGUUUUACUUGCAAGAUUUUCCGCCCACCUCGUGCCUCACAUUGCAGCCUUUGUGAUAACUGCGUAGAACGGUUUGAUCACCACUGUCCCUGGGUAGGCAACUGUGUGGGGAAAAGAAACUACAGAUUUUUUUAUAUGUUUAUUUUAUCUCUGUCCUUUCUGACAGUCUUUAUAUUUGCAUUCGUUAUCACCCACGUCAUCCUUCGUUCUCAACAAACAGGGUUCCUCAAUGCUCUGAAGGACAGUCCUGCAAGUGUGCUGGAAGCUGUGGUAUGUUUUUUCUCAGUAUGGUCCAUUGUUGGCCUCUCAGGUUUUCAUACGUAUUUGAUCAGCUCCAAUCAAACAACAAAUGAAGAUAUUAAAGGAUCAUGGUCAAAUAAAAGAGGUAAAGAAAACUAUAAUCCCUACAGUUAUGGCAACAUCUUUACUAAUUGCUGUGCUGCUCUCUGUGGGCCCCUCUCUCCAAGCUUAAUUGACAGAAGAGGAUUUAUACAGCCAGAUACGCCGCAAUUAGCAGGACCAUCAAAUGGCAUUACCAUGUACGGGGCCACACAAUCUCAGAGCAACAUGUGUGACCAAGAUCAGUGCAUUCAGAGCACUAAAUUCGUUUUGCAGGCUGCUGCCACCCCCCUCCUACAGAGUGAGCCAAGCAUAACUAGUGAAGAGCUCCCUUUACCAGGAAAGACUUCUCUCAGUGGGCCUUGUGCAACUCUGACUCUAGGGCAACCAACACCACCAUCUUCUAUGCCUAAUCUCACAUCAGAUUCAGGUCUGACAGACAUCAUACCAUUAAAAGAGGAGCACGAAGGCCACCAGUUCCUGACUCCUGAAGAAGCGCCGUCGCCGCCCGGGAUGCUGUCCAGCGGGAGCCCCAUCGCGCACAGCCGCACCAUGCACGUCCUGAGCCUGGCCAGCCAGGACUCGCUGCACGAGGACUCCGUGCGCGGCCUCGUGAAGCUCAGCUCAGUUUGAACAGCUUUUCUGAACACCACACUGUGUCCUGGUGUCUCUGCAAAUCUGUGCUUGACAGGAAUGACACUGCAGUACCACUGUAAGGCUUCGUAAUAUGCCUGUAACGGAAACUUUGUCACUUAAUGGAGUCUACUAAAAGGACGAGUGAUUUUUUUCAAUGGAGCUAUGGCAUUUUUUUGGCCAGGUUGUUAACGGUUGUGCUUUGAUGGUGACUGCAUUUUACUUUUAAAUAAAACCAGAAAAGGUCAAUAAUCUCGUUUCCUGAAGCUUGGGUACAGCAAGUCGGAAGUCAGCCUGUAGCAAACACCAUGUACAGUACAAAAGAGAGAGAUUCUUGGAUGUAAGUGUCAUGCUCUGUGUUCUAUGCUCUUGUAAUACACACUUGUUGCGGCUUACCACACCUGUGGCCAGAAUGAUCUGCACUUACAUGUUAUGCUACCAAUAUUUGAGAUAGAAAAUUGCCAUUCCAUUUGUUAAUACAAAACAAAAAAAAGAACUGCAGAUGUGGAUUUGCAUGCCACGCUACAGUAUGUGUUACAGUGGUGUUGGUAUUAAGAGAAAGUGCUGCUUUUUUAUUUGUGACUUUCAAAGUGCUGUUUCGUUUAAAGACAGUACAGCAAACAAAUGAAUGGACUAUAUUUUUUGAAUUUAUUAAAUUUUAUUUUAAAUUAAUCAGUGGUGCCUAGAAGAUGAUGAAUUACUGAUUUGAUCAUGUUGCAUAUCAUUUAACCUUCUGUUUAAGUGUUUAAGUGAGAUAUUGUGUUGUGCCAUACCACAAGAUUCUUCCACUCCCUAAUGUGAUACAAUUACCUGUGGACCUCCAAUAAAAUGACAUCCUCUA